This is a messenger RNA of Falco peregrinus (peregrine falcon), 1361 nucleotides long. It is a transcript of the gene CDC37, whose product is annotated as cell division cycle 37, HSP90 cochaperone. The coding region runs from base 74 to 1207 and encodes 377 amino acids. The transcript has 8 exons. Gene Ontology annotation, biological process: protein folding; protein stabilization. Gene Ontology annotation, cellular component: cytoplasm. Gene Ontology annotation, molecular function: protein kinase binding; heat shock protein binding; protein-folding chaperone binding. Lineage: Eukaryota; Metazoa; Chordata; Aves; Falconiformes; Falconidae. The record is from RefSeq and is a predicted model, not a curated record.
GGAAGUAGGCGGGGCGGGCGCUGGAGGGUUCCAGAAGCGGCCGGAGGCGGCGGGGCCGGGGGGCGGCCGCGCCAUGGUGGAUUACAGCGUGUGGGACCACAUCGAGGUCUCGGACGAUGAAGACGAGACUCACCCCAACAUCGACACGGCCAGUCUCUUCCGAUGGCGGCACCAGGCUCGAGUGGAGCGGAUGGAGCAAUUCCAGAAGGAAAAAGAAGAGCUGGAUAAAGGCUGUCGGGAAUGUAAACGGAAACUCGCCGAGUGCCAGAAAAAAAUGAAGGAGUUGGAGGUGGCGGAUCCGGAAAGCGGGAAGGGAGAGCUGGAAAAACUCCAGGCCGAAGCUCAACAGCUGAAAAACGAAGAGAAAAGCUGGGAAAACAAAUUGGAGGAGCUGAAAAAGAAGGAGAAGAACAUGCCCUGGAAUGUGGACACCCUCAGCAAGGACGGCUUCAGCAAGAGCGUCUUCAACGUCAAACCGGAGGAGAAGGAGGAGACGGAGGAGCAGAAGGAGAAGAAACACAAAACUUUUGUGGAGAGAUACGAGAAGCAGAUCAAACACUUCGGGAUGCUGCGGCGCUGGGACGACAGCCAGAAAUAUCUCUCCGAUAACCCUCACCUCGUUUGCGAGGAGACGGCUAAUUACUUAGUCAUCUGGUGCAUCGAUCUGGAGGUGGAAGAGAAACACGCCCUGAUGGAGCAGGUGGCCCACCAGACCAUCGUCAUGCAGUUCAUCCUGGAGCUGGCCAAGAGCCUGAAGGUGGAUCCCAGGGCUUGUUUCAGGCAGUUUUUCACCAAAAUUAAGACGGCGGAUCAGCAGUACAUGGAGGGCUUCAACGAUGAGCUGGAGGCUUUCAAGGAGCGGGUGCGGGGCCGGGCCAGGGUCCGCAUCGAGAAGGCGAUGAAGGAGUAUGAGGAAGAGGAGCGGCAGAAGCGCUUGGGCCCCGGGGGGCUCGACCCCGUGGAGGUCUACGAGUCCCUCCCCCCCGAACUGCAGAAAUGUUUUGAUGUCAAAGACGUCCAGAUGUUGCAAGACACGAUCAGUAAAAUGGAUCCCACCGAGGCCAAAUACCACAUGCAGCGCUGCAUCGACUCGGGGCUCUGGGUCCCCAACGCCAAAGCGGGGGAGGGGGCCGAGAAAGGCGGCGGCGAAGCCCUUUACGAGGAAAUUAAGAAGGAAAACGGCGACGAGGACAAGGGAAAUCCGUGAGCUGGGGGGGGUGGGUGUCAGCGGAAAUAGGGCACAAAGCGUGAAACUAUGGCGUAAAGCAGAAAAAAAUGUGUAAAGCAUAAAAUUAAGGUGUAAAGCGUAAAAAAAAAAAAAAAAAAAAAAGAGGCGUGAAAUGAAGGUGUAAAGUGUAAAA